AUGUCUAAACUAACUCCAACUUCAUUUAAAACUUUAUCAAAUGGAUCCAAAAUCCCAAUCACUGGAUUUGGUGUUUAUUUAACCCCACCAGGUGAAACUUAUAAUAUUGUUCUUAAAGCUUUAGAAUCUGGUUAUAGACAUAUUGAUUCUGCAAGAUAUUAUGAAAAUGAACAAGAAUCUGGUGAUGCAAUUUUAAAAUUCUUGGAAACAAACCCUCAAGUUAAAAGAUCAGAUAUUUGGUAUACAACAAAAUUAUUUAAUUUAAAUUAUGAUGAUGCUAAAGCUGCUAUUAAAGAAUCUUUUGAAAGAGUUAAAGGUUUAGGUUAUAUUGAUUUAUUUUUAAUUCAUGCUCCUAUCACAAAUAAGACCAAAAGAUUAGGUCAAUACAAGGCGUUACAAGAAGCUGUUGAUCAAGGUAUUGUUAAAUCAAUUGGGGUUUCAAAUUAUGGUAUUAAACAUCUUGAAGAAUUAUUAUCAUGGAAUGAAUUGAAAUAUAAACCUGUUGUUAAUCAAGUUGAAUUACAUCCUUGGUUACCUCGUAAAGAUAUUCAAGAAUUUACUCAAAAGAAUGGUAUUGCAUUAGAAGCUUAUUCACCAUUAACCCAAGGUAAAUAUCUUGAUGCACCUGAAGUGGUUGAAAUUUCCAAAAAAACUGGGUUUUCUCCUGCUCAAAUUCUUUUAAAAUGGUCUUUUGAACAAGGUUUUAUUGUUUUAGCUAAAACUGCUAAUCCUGAUAGAUUAAAACCAAAUUAUAAUGUUUUAAAAGAUGUUGAAAUAUCAAAAGAAGAUUUAUCAAAAUUAGAAUUCCCUGAUUCUUAUAAAGUUUUCGCUUGGGAUCCUGCUACUUUUGAAGAUACUGAAUAA
This is a messenger RNA of Hansenula ciferrii, 864 nucleotides long. RefSeq names its product aldo/keto reductase family protein. The coding region runs from base 1 to 864 and encodes 287 amino acids. Gene Ontology annotation, molecular function: oxidoreductase activity. The transcript has a single exon. The record is from RefSeq and is a predicted model, not a curated record. NCBI's taxonomy places the organism in Eukaryota, Fungi, Ascomycota, Saccharomycetes, Phaffomycetales, Wickerhamomycetaceae.